CCAACAUAGACGUCAUCAACAUGCGAUCUAAGUACAAGUCAGGAAUCAGGAACAACGCAGCAAAUGUGCUUGCUCGUUGCUAAAUAGUUUUGGGCUACAUUACAAUGCUAAAUAGUUUUGGGCUACAUACAUUGAUAACAUGUCCGUUUGUUGGCUUGUCAGUCAGGAGGACACGCACAAACCAAUUAUGUUGCCCCAUCUUCAGCCAGUUGUCCUGGGUCGAGGGCCAGAGACCACCAUUAAAGACAAGAAGUGCUCCAGGGAGCAAGUCGAAUUGAAAGCCGACUGCAACAAAUGCCUGGUCAGUGUUAAGCAGCUGGGCGUCAACCCCACCUGCAUAGGCUCCCAGGUGUUGGGUCGCGGGAAGGAGGGGGAAAUGAAGGCCGGAGAGUUGCUUUACAUUGUCAAUGAGCUGCACCCCUACACCGUACAGUUCAAGGAAGACAGCGGGGGGCUUUUCGGAAGCCGCAAAAGACCACGAGAGAUGUCUCCAGCGGAGAAAGAAACCCACAAAGAGGCUGCGAGUGUGAAGGCGGCCAAACAGACAGAAGAAUUAUCCAGUGUGAGAAGUGAAAGUGUUGGCCAUUGGAGCCAAGGCUUGAAAGCUUCAAUGCAGGACCCCAACAUGCAGGUGUACAAGGACGAUCAAGUGGUGGUCAUCAAAGACAAAUACCCCAAGGCGCGUUACCAUUGGCUGGUCCUGCCGUGGGUGUCCAUUGUCAGCCUGAAGGCCCUGCGCAAGGAGCACUGCGGCCUGCUGCGCCACAUGCACAGCGUGGCUGAGCAGAUGGUGCGACAGUGCCCACAGGCCAGGUCCUUGGACUUCCGCAGUGGCUACCACGCCAUUCCCAGUAUGAACCAUGUGCACCUCCACGUGAUCAGCCAAGACUUUGACUCUCCUUGCCUGAAGAACAAAAAGCACUGGAACUCCUUCACCACGGAAUAUUUCAUCAAUUCCCAGGACGUGAUCGGCAUGCUUGAAAGCGAUGGAAGGGUGACGGUCAGAGAAGGCACCAGUGACUUGUUGAAAGCACCCCUCAGGUGCCACCUGUGUCGCCACCAGCUUGCCACUAUCCCUGCUUUGAAACAGCAUCUGAAGUCUCACUUUCCAAGCUGAGAGUGACGCCCUCAAACGCAACACAGUCGUCAUAGGUUAGGGGUGUCACAACUUUUUCAAUGUAGGUUCAACAUCUUUCAAGCAGCGGAAUGUACAGUGGGACCUCCAUUUACCAACCUAAUUGGUUCUUGAACAGGGUUCGUAAAUCGAAAAGUUCGUAUAGUGGAGCAGUUUUCUUCAUAGGAAACAGCCUUGACGAAAGUCCAUGUUUUAGUGAAGGUUUGUAGACUUUGAACACAACUAUCUUUUUAUGAACAAGCCAAAACAACGACAAGCUGAACUUCUGUAUGCGCUGCUCUGCCAACACACACACACACACACACACACACACACACACACACACACACACACACACACACACACACACACAAAAGUCCCUUUGGUGCCCUCACAAAGAAUUACAAAUCACAAAAAUCUUUCACUUUAAGAAGCCAAAACAAAAACAUAGACAAUCUGCUGUCUUAUGUAUGCGCUGCUCUGCCAACAUGCGCACACACGCAGAAGUCCCUUUGGUGCCCUCACAAACAAUUAGAAAUCACAAUAAUCUUUCACUUUAACAAGCCUAAAGAACGACAAUCUGCUGUCUUAUGUAUGCGCUGCUCUGCCAACACACGCACACACGCGCUGAAGUCCCUUUGGUGCCCUCACAAACAAUUAGAAAUCACAAAAAUCUUUCACUUUAACAACCAUAUUGUGACGAUAAUAAACAUUUAAAAUGUAAAAUUCACUUACUAUAACAUCAGCAAAGUAGGAACUGACAAGAAAAGAGCAGACAGACAGAGGGAGAGAACAAAGGACCGGGUGGAGGGGUUGUGUGUGCGCUUGAAAGAGGCGCAGCUGAAUGAGAAGUAGCUCGUCUCCUCCGCUGUGAAAUAAGUCUGCUUUGGCAUAUUUUUCCAGAAAAGUCUGGUGUCAUCACAAUUAAUACUUGUUGUGGUACAAAGCCUGCUUUGUUGAUUCUUCCAUACUUGUGAGCGCCAUUAUUGUACUACUUGCAAAUAGUUGUCUUUAAACUCCACAGCAAUUCCCUCCUUUGUUCCCUCGCCUGUUGUCUUUUUGGGACUCAUAUUGACUUAGCAAAAUGGCCAAAACUUGUCAUAAAGCAAAAAACACGCACGCUAAAGCGCUGAGAAGUGACUAGUAGUGUACUGCGCAGCAAGUAACCUGGAAGGCUCCGCCUCCUAAAAAUUCGGCACCCUGCUUUUUGCCUGCAGGCGGGACACAAAAUGAAGUGUUCGCACACAUUGGGCUCCAUCGAAAAGUUUGGAAAAUCGAAAAGUUUGCAAAUAAAGGGGUUUGUAAAUGGAGGUUCCAGUGUACUUGAAUAAAAAAACAGUUUUCUGUGAUGAAGGAAAAUGUCCAAUCCAAAAAAAUAGUUGCAGAACAUGCAGUCGGACAAUAAAUAAGCUGCAUCUUGGGGCCACAUCUUGGACACCCAUGUCAUACCUUCAUUAGGAAACACUCUACGUUGAUUGGACCUUUUACACAAAUUUAAUCAAUUUGUUUGUUUAGAUUAAAGAAGUAAAAAAGGAUAGUGUCCAUUAAAGCUGUCCUCAAAGAGUCAAAGACUGGACAAUUCAGUUUGGAGGUAUCUUCUUGCCAAAGUUUAUGACCCUUUCCCGGGCUCAAAUGUAAAAACUGUUACGAUGUUUACUUCCUCUAUUUCAUGGGUGUCAAACUCUGGCCCGCGGGCCAAAUUUGGCCCGCCGUGUAAUUUCAUCUGGCCCUUGAGGCAGUGUCAAAUUAACAUUAGAGCUGGCCCGCCGGUAUUAUACAGCGGCGGUGCCGCUGUAACACCGCAUUCAUCGCUAAUACUCAUACUUCCCAACCCUCCCAAUUUUCCCGAUAGACUCCCGUUUUUUCAGUGUCCCUCUUGAAAAUCUUCCGGGCAACCAUUCUCCCAAAUUUCUCCCGAUUUCCACCCAGACAACAAUAUUGGGGGCGUGCCUUAAAAGCACUGCCUUUAGCGUCCUCUACAACCUGUCAUCACAUCCGCUUUUCCUCCUUACAAACAGCGUGCCGGCCGAGUCACGUAAUAUAUGCGGCUUUUCACACACACAAGUAAAUGCAACGCAUACUUGGUCAACAGCCAUACAGGUCACACUGAGGGUGGCCGUAUAAACAACUUUAACAUGGUUACAAAUAUGCGCCACACUGUGAACCCACACCAAACAAGAAUGACAAACACAUUUUGGAAGAACAUCCGCACCCUAACACAACAUAAACACAACAGAACAAAUACCCAGAACACCUUGCAGCACUAACUCUUACGGGACACUAAAAAAAUACACCACCCGCUACCAACAAAACAAUUUUAUUUUCAAAUGUAUUAGCCUGUGGAAAAAGUUAAUGUUGAUAUUUACCUCAGAAGGCUGCAAAUAGAAAAGAGGCAUUCAUUUUUUUAUUUAAAUUUUCUUUAAUAUGUCAUUGAUAUUUUUUCGUUUGUUUUUUGAAAGUUUAUUUUGCACUAUUAAGUUAUAUACGCGUUGCUUGUUCCAUAUUCAGUGUUAAAGCAAAUCAGUGCAGCAAACUGAGCAAGAAUUAACGUUUUAUUUAUGCAAUAUCUUUUGCUACUUCAAGGCUUGAAUGUUUGAUUCAUUCAUUAUUAUUUUAUUUUCAAAUUUAUUAUUAGCCUGUUGAAAAAGUUUAUUUUGAUCUUUACGUCAGAGGGCUGCAAAUAGAAAAGAGGCAUUCAAUUUUUACUAUAAUUUUAUUUGAUAUGCCAUUGAUAUUUUUCAAUUAUUAUUGUUAUUAUUUGAAACUCGAUUUUGCAUGUCACUAUACAGUUAUAUAAGCUUUGCUUGUUCAAUGUUUAAUGCAAAACUUGUUUGGGUCACUAUUAAAAGGUUAAUUCGUUCAACCUUGGCCCGCAGCUUCGAUCAGUUUUAAAUUUUGGCCCACUCUGUAUUUGAGUUUGACACCCCUGCUCUAUUUAGUCAAGUUUGAUUUCCUCUUGGUGAUGUGGCAGAACCGAGGACUUUACAAACGGUGUUUUAGCCUUUUUUUUGAGGUAAAAAAGUUGAAAAUCAGAUCUUUGUUUUGCUCACUUUAACAAAGACUGUAAUCCUUGAAUUAACUGUGGAAUAUUCAAAUGAGAAGUUCAAAUACAAUUCUGCGUAGGGUCCCAAUUUAGCCCGAAGACCUCACUUAUGUUGAUAUCUGAACCCAGGAAGUGUUGCUGGAACUUUAGUGCUGCCAGCAGCUCUCCCGUCCAAAGGCAAAACCCAGUAACUCAAUUUUGGUCAAGGCUGAGCUGAUAAUAAUUUUGGAGUUCCUAGGUGAUAUGCUUUACAUUAGUGUAUGCGAUAUUGUAAUUUGUUCCGUAAGUAAGCUGUUACGCGCAUGGCAGGACCUAGCAACUACCACAUAACCGCGUAGAUACAACAGAAAAACCUAGUAUCUCAAGGGACCAAUCUGAGCUUCUUUGUCAGUCACCUUAAUGUCUUUAAUGAGACGGUCGACCUGAUUAUGUGAUAUUAUGGCACGAGGGGAUAUUUGGAAGAUUGGACGAGGACGUCGCAAGUCCCUUCAUUAAAUGUAUUGUUAUUGAUUCUUCCCCUUGCAUACUCUUUUGGGCAGAUAACUGUGGAGGUCGAAAUAAAAACUGGACGCUGUACAGGGCUCUUGCCCAAUGUGCAAACACAGAUUGGGGCCCACCCGAGAUUGUAAUAAAAUAUUUGGAGAAAGGGUACACGUUCAUGAGAGCAGAUUCAAUCCAUGGCUCAAUCGGCAAGAAAAUGAAAGCUCAAGAAAACAUCUAUACGUUUGAUGACUUUGUAGAUCUUUGUAAGACAGCAUCAAGAUAGAUUGGUUUUCCUUUGUUUUCUCAAAAUCAGCUAGAAGUGAGUUACUAGGUUUUGCCUUUGGACGGGAGAGCUGGGGGCUUGCAACACGCACUGCUCUCGCCACACAGCAGAGGGCGCUGUUUCUUCUCUUUUACUCUGGAUGGACAAUAUUUUUAUAACGCUUUUUUCCCCCUAAGAUGAAUUCAAAUAGUAUAUUUUCCAUAUUGAUUAGGUUGAACCUUUUUUCAGCAAAAUUCCCGUAUGGAAAGCAGUGGAAAGUAUUUUUGUUUGGAAAAUAAAGAGACGUAAAACACAA
Messenger RNA from Nerophis ophidion (straightnose pipefish), 5218 nucleotides. It is a transcript of the gene aptx, whose product is annotated as aprataxin. Lineage: Eukaryota; Metazoa; Chordata; Actinopteri; Syngnathiformes; Syngnathidae. Gene Ontology annotation, cellular component: nucleus. Bases 140 to 1117 code for a protein of 325 amino acids. Gene Ontology annotation, molecular function: single-stranded DNA binding; double-stranded RNA binding; single-strand break-containing DNA binding. Gene Ontology annotation, biological process: single strand break repair; double-strand break repair. The record is from RefSeq and is a predicted model, not a curated record. The transcript is spliced from 7 exons.